Messenger RNA from Procambarus clarkii (red swamp crayfish), 1620 nucleotides. Lineage: Eukaryota; Metazoa; Arthropoda; Malacostraca; Decapoda; Cambaridae. The record is from RefSeq and is a predicted model, not a curated record.
CAGACCGAUAGCAUCCUCGCCGGGCAGUUCUGUGGUGGUUGCUAUGCUGGGUAGUCGCGCUGUUGUAAUUGCCUGCCAGGAACGGGGAGGUGCUGAGGUGCAAGUUUGGUGCUGUGGAGAGGGAAGAUACCAAGACGUGAGACACCACAGUUAAGGAUGACCCAGCUAGCGAGUGGUCACACUGUGGAGGUGUUGGAGGGGGAGGAGCUGGAGCACCAGGAGCGUGACUUCCAAGGUUAUACCAAUGGCCUUAUCCGCCUCAACCCCGGCAGGUGGCUAUACCCGGCAGACUACACCAAAUUUGCCGACAGCCUCUUCAAGUUCAAGUUUUGUGAAAGUGAUGUGGUGGUGAUGACGUGGCCAAAGUGUGGAACAACAUGGAUGCAGGAGAUCGUCUGGACCAUGAGGAACAAUCCUGACUUGGAUCAUCCCUUAGCCAGCCAGUCAGUCAUGGCUCGCUCUCCCUUCCUUGAUUACGAUAUGUUGGCGUUCUCAAAGAACGUUCCACCGAAAGAUGAUAGCCAUCCUGUAAUAAAAGCAUUUAAAGUAAAGUGUCCUGGUAAGGACCCCAAGGAUGGAAUAAUGUUGCAACUGUCGGAGGCGUUACCUGAUCCACGGACCAUCAAGACCCACCUGCCCUUCUCUCUCCUCACUCCGGAUCUUCUGGACACUGCUAAGGUGGUGUACGUGGCGAGGUCUCCCAAGGACGUGGUCGUAUCCUGCCAUCACCACUGUCGUCUCUUCCGCCUUCAAGACUUCACCGGCUCCCUCGACCAAUUCGUCCAGUAUUUCCUGGACGACAACUUGGUGUUCGGGCCGUACUGGCUCCACAUGAAGGAAGCCUGGGAGAAGCGCGACCAUCCUAACAUGCACUUCGUAUUUUUUGAGGAUGUCAAGACCAAUACAAUGUUGGAACUUCAUAAGCUCAACAAGUUCUUAGACACCAACCUGACGGAGGAGCAGCUGCAGAAGGUGGCGCAUUACACCAGCUUCAGCGAGAUGAAAUCUCGGGAGGAGAAGAAAUUAGAGUUGUUAUCUUCUCCCAACAAGCAGGUGCUGUCUAGCGACGGCGGCUUUUUCAGGAAGGGUGUGAUUGGAGAUGGCCAGAAACGUCUCAGUCCGGAACAGCAAGCAAAAGUUGACCAGUGGACCAAGAAGCACAUCCAAGACUUCGGCGCUUCCUUCAAAUACUCCUCAUGAAGGGAAUAUGUAACUCACUGGAGGAGUCAAAUGUGUUAACCGCAGUAUAGUCUGAGUCACUACCAGAAUAUUCAAAGUGUAAACCCUGUGACAAACCUUUAAUGUAUUUACUAGAACACUAUAUUGUUGAAUGUGAAACUGUAAAAGAUUUUAGACCUCCUGGCCUAUUGUACCACCAACUGUGUAACUAUUUCAUUGAAUCUGGUGUACUGGACGACAUCCUAACAAUUUAUCCAAAAUUUGCUUGUCCAUUUUAAAAAUGAAAAACAUUAUUUAUAUUAUUUUUAAGCUGCCUCUCUUAUAAAUCCAUCCCUGUCCUUGUGUGGCAGUGCACAAUGGAAAGUUGAUUUUACAUAUUAAUACAUUAAAACAAUGAUUCUAACCAUGAUAUAUAUGUGCUUCAGCCUACAGUUUAGACCU